Molecule: messenger RNA, 4053 nt
Organism: Cercocebus atys (sooty mangabey)
Lineage: Eukaryota; Metazoa; Chordata; Mammalia; Primates; Cercopithecidae
Product: aryl hydrocarbon receptor-like
Exons: 10
Coding region: 18-3068 (1016 amino acids)
Biological process (GO): regulation of transcription by RNA polymerase II
Cellular component (GO): nucleus; aryl hydrocarbon receptor complex
Molecular function (GO): transcription cis-regulatory region binding; nuclear receptor activity; protein dimerization activity
Source: RefSeq, a predicted model, not a curated record
AGCCGCCUGCAGGCACCAUGCUGCGCACCGGGGCCAAGUACGCCGUCAAGAGGAGGAGAAAGCCGGCGCGGAGGAGUCCUAAGCCACUGCCUCCAGAGGGAGCCAAGACCAACCCUUCCAAAAGGCACCGGGACCGACUGAAUCAAGAGCUGAGCCGACUCACCAACCUGUUACCCUUCCCCGAGGACGUGCGUGCACGGCUGGACAAGCUGUCCGUCCUCAGGCUGAUCGUGGGCUACCUGAAGGUGAAGGACUACUUUGCAGCAACCCUAAAGGACAACAAUGCAGGCUGCUCAGCUGACCCAGCCAUGAACCCAGGAAGAAGUGAACAGACCUUUCCACAAAUCAAUGUAGAUUUGUUUUCUGAAGGGGACUUGCUUCUUCAGGCCCUCAACGGCUUCCUCAUGGCAGUCACAGAGGAUGGCUACAUCUUUUACGUCUCUCCCACAGUCCAGGACUACCUGGGAUUUCAUCAAUCAGAUGUCAUCUACCAGAGUGUGUUCGAGCUGAUCCACAAGGAGGACAGAGCCAUGUUCCAGAGCCAGUUACGCUGGCCUCCAGACACAGCAUCAGUCAGCAGAGAAGCAGAUCCGGACACCAGCCCUCUGCCUGGAGAGAGUUCCCUCCCACUUAGUGGCACCCCUCCUGCCAGCGUUCAGCAUCUGCCCUUGGAAGACCCUUCCUACCUGGAGAGAAGCUUUGUCUGUCGAUUCCGCUGCCUGCUGGACAAUUCUUCUGGGUUUCUGGAAUUGAAUUUCCAGGGCCAUCUCAAAUUCCUCCCUGGGCAGAACACUAAGUCAGAAGACGGCACCUUCUUGUCUCCUCACCUUACCCUGUUUGCCACUGCAACACCUCGUCAGCCUCUCACCAUCCUGGAGCUCCAAAACAAAACAUUUAUUUUCCAAACAAAACACAAAUUGGAUUUCACACCUAUAGCCUGUGAUUCCAGAGGGAAGGUGAUUCUGGGCUACACCGACAGCGAGCUCUGCAGGAGGGGAUCUGGCUACCAGUUCAUCCACGCGGCAGACAUGAUGUACUGCGCCGAGAACCACGUGCGAAUGAUGAGGACGGGCGAGAGCGGGCUCACGGUGUUCCGGCUGCUCACCAAGCAGGGGCGCUGGCUGUGGGUGCAGUCCAACGCGCGCCUGGUGUUCCGCGGCGGCCGGCCCCAGUGCAUCGUCGCCCGACAGCGGGCCCUCACGAACUUGGAGGGGGAGGAGCACCUGCGCAAACGGGCCCUGCAGCUGCCGUUCACCUUCACUACGGGGGAGGCCGUCCUGUAUGAGAGCAGCCUCCCAAGCACCCUGACUGCCCUCCCAGCCAGGAAGAGGACCAGGGCUAGGAAGGGUCUUCCAGCUGGCCAGGACUCUUCGUGCCCCGGAUCUCUCCUUGGAGCCAUGAUGCAGCAAGAUGAAUCCGUGUACUUGUCCUGCAUUGCUCCCACCCUCCAGGGCUCACCCUUCGAGAGGCAGGGGUCUGAUAACAGAUGUGAGGACAAGGAAGAGAAAGAGAAGGAGGAAGGCAGCUCCCUCCUGGCCCUCAUCGAGAGCCUACUGGAGAAGGACAAGGAAGAACAGCCUGACCUUUGCUCCACCCUCCAGCACCUGGCUGUCACCAAUCUCAACCAGCGUCUGUGGGAAGAGAAGCUUCAAGGAGCUGACUCGGGCCCUGCAGGACCUCAGAACUGCCACCUGCCACCACCCAGCCAAGGAAGAAAACUCCACAGGGAGAAGGAGACCCAGUUCUAUGACACUGGGAACGUGGGCUUGCCCCCACCAGCCAGCGUGACUUCUCCACAGACCCUGAAUCCACCAUCUUCUCAGGGCUCAGCCCAGCUAGCCACAGAAGUAACUCCACCUCCAAACGUGGGCUUGGUGCCCAGCUACCCUCAAGCACAUCCCCAGGAUUGUCUCAUCACAGGUCCUUCUAUCCCUGGCCCCACACUCCAGAACCCCCUCCAGGGCCCCCCACAGUGGUGGCCUCGGUACAGCCAGGCAGUGCCUUCGAACUUUGAGAUGUGUCAGAAGCCAACAUUUGACCUCAGCCCACUGCCUCAGGCCUCCAGCCCAAGCCGGCCUGCUCAGGGUUUUCAGCCAAGCCACGCACCUUUUCUCUCUUUAGGAGAAAAUGUUCCUGGACACCUGGCUCCACCAGGCCCUGGUGUUCUGAAUUUUUGCAAGGAAUCUAUGCCCUGGACCUCCAUACACACUGGUCAGGGCCAGGGGUCCUUGAUCCUCUCAGACCCCACUUUAUGUGUCAACCCAUGUGGUACCCACCGUUUGGGCAGCAUUUGGGAUUCCCCCAUCCAGGGCCACCCAGUUGCAGUCCCCAUGGAGGUGAUGGCAGAGCAGAAAGCAGGGCAAGCCCAGCCUGACCCCUUCAGCUGCCCAUGGAUGGCUGACCCCUGCCUUCCAUGGACACGGCCACCCAGUCCCAGCUUGUACAGAGGUCAGCCCCCGUCUGUGCAGAGGGCACCUGGGACACCAGAGGAAAAAUCUGGAGAAGGAGAGCAUCCACCCCACUCUCUGGGGCCAAACCAGCUUUCCAGGAGUCCAGCCUGUCCUUCCCAAGUACUUCUGCCUGGAUCCUCAGCCAUGCGGGGCUCUUACACUGCAGACCCCAACCCAGCCACCAAGCAGCAGCAGUGGGUGCAGGGGGUGCUGCAGAGCCAGGAGCACUGUGGGCAGGUGAGAGAAGGGGCACCACGUGUCCAUCACCAGGCUGGCCACCUGAGAGACGCCAUUCCCCAGGCUCCUCAGCAGAACCCCUUCCCCUCUCCUGACUCUGCCAACAGCUCCCCACAUUCAGGUGGCAGCCACUACAGCAGCCCAGCAGAGCUUAUGAGACAAGUCAAAGACAGACCACAGGUGCCACCUAGCCUGGCCCAGCCUAUCUGCCCCCCUGACCUGGCCUGGCCUCCCACGUCCAUGCAGGGCAGCUAUGACAUUAGGCUCCGGGUGGGUGUUGGUACACAGGGUCUCAGAAAACCGGGACCGGCAGGGAAGGGCACCCCACCACACUGGUCAAGUACAGAGCUGCUGGCAAACGUGGACAUGUCAGGGCCUUAGCCCAGAGAGACAGUACAAGGAGGGGCAAUGGAGCUGGCCCAGCCUCGGCUUGGGAUGCUGUGGGGUCCAGAGUGGGGACACAGAGAGAUUUUGCAAAGGUAGCAGGUUACUGCCAUGUGGGUCACGUGAAGCCAGUAGUGGUGGCAGCCACAGCCCCCUGGAGGGCCCCAUUUGGUGUCUCCUGGGCCAUUGCUGAGCAGCCUAGAUGCUCCCCAUAAUGUAGCCUAGCUUUGGACCCCCAGAACUUGAAUUAGUCAUAGAUUUGAAUGUGGUCCUCUUGCAACUCCCUGCAUGCACCACUUCCAACACCCCAUGCAGAGACCGGCACUUCUCCUUUGCCUGGUGCUGCUGGGAACUGAGGCCCUCUGUAGGCAUGAAGUCUUCAGGUAACUAACUUCCCCCAGAAAUGCAGCUUUGGAUGGAAAUCACAUGAGAGUGCUGCUGCUUCCCUCAGCUCCUGUCGUGGUUUCUGGGUGAUGCCCUCAGGACUGAGCAGGGAUGUAUAGCUGUUUCCCUGAACCCUAAGUGGCCCCAAAUAGCCACAUCUUGGGUCCUCCCCCAACUUUGCUGGGUUUUCUGUCCCUUCUCAUUGGACACUGCAACCCCUCACUUCUGCUUUCGGGGAUCUCAGGCUGCCCAUCUCUAGGGUCCCUGCUCACUUCUCUUCCCAGUGUUUUGUUUUCAUCUGUUGUAGGUUAGAAAAUCUGAAGACCAGAUUUGAUCAACUUUCCUGAAACCAAAAUAAACAGAUUCCUAAUCAAAGCCUGAAUAAGCAAGUAUCAAUUUUAGACUCCUCGAACUAACCCUCUUCUCUUUUCAGCAAAUCUGUUCUUACUCAGUUUCCUGUUUUCCUAACAGCGGUGUUCCCAAAACGAAGGCCGCAAGAUGGCACUGGGGGUUCCAGGCCCAACACAAAGACAUUUUUCUCCCAGGUCUGACGUAAGAUGAUGUCGUGCUUUGCACGUCUACACAAGAGAUUUGGGGC